Messenger RNA from Notothenia coriiceps (black rockcod), 1559 nucleotides. Its product is annotated as protocadherin beta-16-like. The record is from RefSeq and is a predicted model, not a curated record. The transcript has a single exon. Gene Ontology annotation, cellular component: plasma membrane. Lineage: Eukaryota; Metazoa; Chordata; Actinopteri; Perciformes; Nototheniidae. Gene Ontology annotation, biological process: homophilic cell-cell adhesion. Gene Ontology annotation, molecular function: calcium ion binding. The coding region runs from base 96 to 1559 and encodes 487 amino acids.
UACCACGUUGUGGAUAUGCUUUGAAAUUCAGCGUCGACUGAGAAAAUUGGAGUGCAAACAUCUUGGUUUACACUGGAAUAACGUUAGGCAGAACAAUGGGAGGGCAAGUACUGUUGUUUUUCUCGCUCCUCUCUCUCGGAUCGGUGUUCGGACAGGUCAGCUACUCAAUUCCCGAGGAAAUGCCAAAAGGUUCUCUCGUGGGCAACAUGGCAAGGGAUUUUGGCCUGGAUGUUAAGAGACUAAAAUCGGGUAAAGCUCGCAUUUUUACUCGAGACAGUGACGGAUAUAUUGAGCUGAAUAACGAAAGAGGAGUCCUCCUAAUCAAAGACAGAAUAGACAGAGAGGCGUUGUGUGGACAGACGACGCCUUGCGCUUUGCAUUUUAAGAUCAUAUUAGAGAAUCCGAUGGAAUUUUUAAGUGUAACUAUUGAGAUCACAGAUAUUAAUGAUAACCCCCCAUCCUUUGAAAAGAGCGACGUGAAAUUCAAAAUAAGCGAAUCCGCUGUUAGUGGGUCUAAAUUCAUAUUAGAUCGGGCAGUUGAUUCUGAUGUAGGCUCGAAUGGAUUGCAAACAUAUAAACUCGAACCGGCGGAUCAUUUUGUUGUUAGACUGCACGAACAAGCAGAUGGGACGAAAAAUGUCGAAAUGGUAUUAGACAAGCCUCUUGACAGAGAAAAAAAUGAACACCUCUCGUUAGUUCUGACUGCGGUGGAUGGAGGAGAGCCGCAGAUGACAGGAACAAUGCAGAUUCUCAUCACUGUUUUAGACGCUAAUGACAAUGCCCCUGUUUUUACGCAACCUAUUUAUAAAGCAUCUAUAGAAGAAAAUGCAGCAGUAGGAACAGUUGUAGUGACAGUUACUGCGACAGAUUCAGAUCAGGGAUCUAAUGGAAGAAUAACGUAUUCAAUUUCGAGUAUUUUAGAUCAUGCCCGUGGGUUAUUUGAAGUAAAUGAUGCAAGUGGUGAAAUUCGGCUAAAAGGAAAUGUUGACUAUGAAAAAGCUCGAACAUUUCAGAUAAACAUUCGGGCAAGUGAUGAUGGGGGACUAGUUGACUCGUGUAAAGUGAUGAUUGAAGUUAUUGACGUAAAUGACAAUAAACCCGAUAUCCAUAUAUUGUCAAAAUCAAACGUGAUAUCAGAAGAUGCCGUAGCCGGUACUGUUGUGACAAUGAUAAAUAUUGAGGACACAGAUUCGGGUGAAAAUGGCAAAGUACACUGCAGUAUAAAUAAUGAUAUUCCUUUUGUAAUGAAGUCUUCAACCAGUGAUUUCUACACUUUAGUUACAGAUAGUGGAUUGGAUAGGGAGACAGCCUCUGAGUAUAAUAUAACAGUGACCUGCUCAGAUGAGGGAGUGCCCUCCCUCUCCAGCAGCGUAACUCUCACCUUACAGAUCUCUGAUGUGAAUGAUAACUCGCCUGUCUUUGAGAGCAGCUCAUAUGAGGCCUACAUUGUAGAAAAUAACACACCAGGCCUCUCUGUGUUCACAGUGAGAGCCCAGACAGACUCUGACUGGAAGAUCCAACUGCCCGCCUUCUUACUCCCUGGAGGACUCCCUCGUUAA